AUGUCUAAUUUAAAGUCUGCUGAUUUAGAAAAAUUCCUCGAGAAUUUAACUCAAGCCAUUGGGAAAUUUGAACAAUUGGGGAAAGCCAUUGACUCCAAUGUAACUGGUGCUGCCUCAUCUGAUAAUGAAGAAGUUGAAACUCCAGCCUCAACUAGAAGAAAUAGUGGCAAUGCAAGUUCAAUUGAGAAAUAUUCUGAUUCAUUCUAUGAAAAAUAUGCUGAUGAAUAUAUUUCAUUCACUAUUAACAAUCCAACCAUUUAUCAUGUCGUCAAUUAUUUCAUUGAAAAAUUAGAAGCUAAGGGUUUCACUUUUAUAAAUGAAAAGGAUUCAUGGGAAGAUUUAACUCCUGGUAAAUAUGUCACCAUUAGAAAUGGUUCUUCAUUAAUUGCUUUUGUGGUUGGUAAAGAUUGGGAUGCUUCUAAAGGGGUUGGAGUUAUUGGUUCUCAUAUUGAUUCUCUUACCGUUAUUUUAAAACCAAAUUCUACUAAAACUAAAGUUGAUGGUUAUGAAUUAUUAGGAGUUGCUCCAUAUGGUGGGACUUUAGAAAGUGUAUGGUGGGAUAGAGAUUUAGGUGUUGGUGGUAGAUUAUUAGUUAAAGAUUCAAAGACUGGGAAAGUUGUACCAAAAUUAGUUGAUUCAUCCCCAAAUCCAAUUGCUCAUAUUCCAACUUUAGCUCCUCAUUUCGGUGCUCCAGCUAUUGGACCAUUUAAUAAAGAAACGCAAGCUGUUCCUGUUGUUGGAUUUUCUACUGAAGAACCAGCCGAAGCAACUGAAGAAGAAAAAGCAUCUCCAUUGUACGGUAAACAUUCGAUUAGUUUAAUCAGAUAUAUUUCAAAGAUUGCUGGAGUUAAAGCUUCUGAUAUUGUUCAAUGGGAUUUACAAUUAUAUGAUGUUCAUCAUGCUACUAAAGGUGGUUUGAAUAAUGAAUUUAUUUUUGCUCCAAGAGUUGAUGAUAGAGUUUGUUCAUUUGCUGCUAUCUAUGGAUUAUUAGAAGCUGAUACUGAUUCAUUAUUAGAAUCGGAUGGAUUUUCUAUUGUUGGAUUAUUUGAUAAUGAAGAAAUUGGAUCAGCUACAAGACAAGGUAUUAAAGGGGGAUUAAUUGAACUGACAGUUAGUAGAAUUUUAGCUUCCAAUUAUUUUAAUCCAAGUAAUUCAGAUAUUCAAGAACAAAUCAGAUUAACUUAUGCUAAUACUAUUAUUUUAUCUGCUGAUGUGAAUCAUUUAUUUAAUCCAAAUUUCAGUCUGGUUUAUUUAGAACAUCAUAAACCAUUACCAAAUAAAGGUAUUUCAAUUGCGUUGGAUCCAAAUGGUCACAUGGCAACAGAUUCUACUGGGUUAGCAUUGGUUGAAGAAUUAGCUAAAAUCAAUAAUGAUGAAUUACAAUAUUUCCAAAUUAGAAAUGAUUCAAGAUCAGGUGGAACCAUUGGUCCAUCAAUCUCAUUACAAACUGGUGCCAGAACUAUUGAUUUAGGUAUCCCUCAAUUAUCUAUGCAUUCCAUCAGAGCAACUGUUGGUACUAAAGAUAUUGGAUUAGGUAUCAAAUUCUUUACUGGAUUCUUUGCUAAUUGGAGAAAGACUUAUGAUAGUUAUACUGAUUUAUAA
Scheffersomyces coipomensis is the source of this 1602-nucleotide messenger RNA. It is a transcript of the gene LAP41, whose product is annotated as metalloaminopeptidase. Gene Ontology annotation, biological process: proteolysis. The record is from RefSeq and is a predicted model, not a curated record. Gene Ontology annotation, cellular component: fungal-type vacuole. The transcript has a single exon. Gene Ontology annotation, molecular function: zinc ion binding; metalloaminopeptidase activity. The coding region runs from base 1 to 1602 and encodes 533 amino acids. Lineage: Eukaryota; Fungi; Ascomycota; Pichiomycetes; Serinales; Debaryomycetaceae.